Molecule: messenger RNA, 1040 nt
Organism: Pyrus x bretschneideri (Chinese white pear)
Lineage: Eukaryota; Viridiplantae; Streptophyta; Magnoliopsida; Rosales; Rosaceae
Product: probable transmembrane ascorbate ferrireductase 4
Exons: 4
Coding region: 148-882 (244 amino acids)
Molecular function (GO): oxidoreductase activity
Source: RefSeq, a predicted model, not a curated record
CAUCUGUGUUUUCCGCAUAAAGAAUUAGAGAAAGAAAGCAACUUUACGCAAGUGCCUGGUAUUAUUUUACCAAACUAGAUCUAGACUUCAGCUGUCGGUGCACUGAACUCUCGCUCUCAGAGUGUUGGAGCUGCAAGUAUCAAAUCCAUGGCGACAGUCACACCUUCACUAGUUCCACUCCUCUUCUUUGCCAGAAUCUCAGGGCUUGCAGUUGCAGCUCUGGUCAUUUUCUGGGCUUUCUACUUCAAAUCCAGCUUCCUUCCUCACUCUUCCCCACAAGAACACCAAGCCCUCAUCUAUUCAGCUCUUCAUCCUCUGUUCAUGGUCAUUGGGUUUAUUCUCAUUAGUGGAGAGGCAAUUUUGAUCCAUAGGUGGUUGCCUGGUUCAAGGAGUUUGAAGAAAUCAGUGCAUUUGUGUCUUCAAGGCAUGGCUUUGGCUUCUGGGAUAGUUGGGAUUUGGACUAAAUUUCAAGGGCAGAAAGGCAUUGUGGCUAAUUUCUAUAGUUUGCAUUCUUGGAUGGGGUUGAUCUGCAUCCUCUUGUUUGGAGCUCAGUGGUUGAUGGGGUUCCUGAGCUUCUGGCAUCGAGGGGAAGUGCGCUCGGUGAGGCUAAGGGUGUUGCCGUGGCACAUCUUCCUUGGACUCUACACGUACGGUCUGGCCGUGGCAACUGCAGAAACGGGGCUUUUGGAGAAGUUGACAUUCUUACAAACGAAGAGGAAUGUGUCUAAACACUGUACCGAGUCGAUGGUUGUGAAUAGUUUGGGACUGGGGCUGGCAAUGGUCAGCGGCUUUGUAAUUUUGGCUGCAGCGUCGCCUAAAUACCAAGCUCUUCAAAGUAAACUCAUUUACUCAUCAGACAGCAAAAAGUCCAUGUCUUCUUAAUCAUUUUUUUUUUUUUUUUUUUUAAACUCAUCUAGUGAUCUUUGCAACGAUGCAAUCUUGGUUUGUGUUUUUUACUCUGUAAAUGUUAUUUUGUUGGUGAUGGUAAAUGUUUGAUCCAAGUUGGUGUAUGAAUUAACCCAGUUGACAAAACAUUUUCA